Messenger RNA from Nymphaea colorata (pocket water lily), 438 nucleotides. RefSeq lists its product as uncharacterized. Lineage: Eukaryota; Viridiplantae; Streptophyta; Magnoliopsida; Nymphaeales; Nymphaeaceae. Bases 1 to 438 code for a protein of 145 amino acids. The record is from RefSeq and is a predicted model, not a curated record. The transcript has a single exon.
AUGGAAGGAGUAUCGGUGGGGGCGUACAAGGGCCUAAGGCGGUACUGGAGGAGGAAGAGGUACGAGCGGCUCGAUGGAGGGGGUUCGAGGCGGAGGGGCCGCGUCGAGGCGGCGAGGAUGGGCGGGAGGAAGCGAGGGUGGAGGAUCAAGAUGACGCCGAAGAUCCGCCUCUUCCGCUUCACCCUCAGCCUCCCCUCUCCCAAGGCUAUGCUACUUCGGCUCCGCGACGGCUACAUCAGGAUGAUGCUCAGCAUCUCCAACUCCCGCGUCUUCGCAGCCGGGGGCGCGGGAGCCCUGGGCACGGGCUUCGGCGGCCAGCCCGUCGGCAACUGCCGCCCGUUCGGGGCGGCGCCGAUCAAGGAGUACGACGAGAAGGUGCUCGUCGAGAUCUACAAGUCGCUGGUGGCGAGGGGCCAGCUGCCCGCCGCCCAAUUGUGA